This is a messenger RNA of Candida dubliniensis CD36, 1290 nucleotides long. RefSeq names its product oxysterol-binding protein related protein (gene OBPA). Gene Ontology annotation, cellular component: membrane; cytosol; intracellular membrane-bounded organelle. Lineage: Eukaryota; Fungi; Ascomycota; Pichiomycetes; Serinales; Debaryomycetaceae. The coding region runs from base 1 to 1290 and encodes 429 amino acids. The transcript has a single exon. Gene Ontology annotation, molecular function: sterol binding. The record is from RefSeq and is a predicted model, not a curated record.
AUGGGAUUAACAGCUAAAUUAGAUAAGUUGAAGCUAAAAACAAGCUCAGAAGACAAUGAAGAUGACUCAAGUCAUGCUAAAUUGGACAAUUCUGAUGAUAUUGACGAAGUUGACAGCGAAUACCAGAAUAUAUUAUUGAGUAUUAUCGCUCAAUUGCGGCCCGGUAUGGAUCUUUCAAAGAUAACUCUUCCAACAUUUAUAUUGGAAAAGAAGUCCAUGUUAGAAAGAAUUACAAAUUUUUUUCAAAUUCCAAAGUUAUUAAUUGAAUCCAACAACAUUGAAGAUCCCUUAGAUCGAUUCAUUGGGAUACUUAGGUGGUAUUUAGCCAGCUGGCAUAUCUCCCCUAAAGCUGUAAAGAAGCCAUUAAAUCCGGUAUUGGGUGAAGUUUUCACUUGUUAUUGGGACGAAUUACCAAAUAAUAAAUCAGCGUACUACUUGUCGGAACAAACCUCACACCACCCACCAAAGUCUUCGUAUUUCUAUAUCAUGCCAGAGGAGAAAAUAAGGGUUGAUGGAGUAGUCAUUCCUAAAUCUAGAUUUCUAGGUAAUUCAUCUGCUGCUAUUAUGGAAGGUUGUGGAUACGUGACUCUUGGCAAAUGGGACAACGAGGUUUACGUAAUGAACCAACCAAAUGUUUAUGUUAGAGGUAUUUUAUUUGGAAAAAUGAGGACCGAGUUAGGCGACCACAUGUACGUCAAAUGCGAACGAAAUGGAUUGGAAGCUAAUAUUGAAUUUAAAACGAAAGGAUUUAUUUAUGGAACGUACGACUCAAUUGAAGGAAUUAUCAAGGAUUUGGAAACGCAGAAAGACUUAUUUCAGAUUUCGGGAAAAUGGAAUGAAGUGAUGUAUAUAAAGAACAUUAAAACAGGAAAGAAAGAAGUUUUAUAUGAUACAGGAGGCUCGAAGACAUUGAAGCCAAAAGUUAGACCGCUAAAAGAACAAUGGGAUUUUGAAUCACGUAAGCUCUGGAAACCUACAAUCACAGGUUUAGCUCAAAGAAAUCAUGAAAUUGCAACAGAGGAAAAACUGAAAGUUGAAAAUGAACAGAGAAUAAAAGCAAAAAAGCGAUUAGAGGAUGGUGUCGAAUUUCACCCUAAGUUUUUCCGAGAAGUAAAUGAAGGUGACAAGGGGGUUAAAAAUCUUGAGUACAUUAUUUAUAAGAAGUUCGAUUUAAAGGAGGAUCCUGAGAUUUUAAGGGAAAGAUUGUUUACGGUUGCUCCAAUUGUUCCAGGUCAGAAGUUUGAUGAAAAAUUCCAUUACCCGGCUUUCAAGAAACCAGAAAGUAAUUAA